CAAAGUUUGAAUGUUGUUGGUGAAAUCAUUUGUUUUGCAUCCGUCAACUCUUACGCUCCACUCAUACAGUAGUUUCGGUUAGUAGCUCGUGGACUUAAACAUUGGUAUUCUGGACAAAAAGCUGUCGUGGAUUAAGAUUUAGUUCAGUGUUUUAAUUUAAUCUAAAUGUGCGAUAGUUUAUAUCUGUGAAGGUAACCCAGCGUUUGGAACGACCAAUGAUACAUUACAAACGUACAUUUUGAACGUCGUAUUUUCUGAUCAGCAUCGGCUGAACCACAUGCAAAGCACAGUCUCCAAUAGUAGAUUAGCAGCAUGACGAAACAUAAAAAGAAGUCAAAGAGAGAAGAAAGCAGUGAUAGUGGCUCUGAUUACAGUUCUGCAUCAGAUUCAGACUCAGAUACUGAAGCUUUAUCUGCCAAGAAAGUCAAGUUAGAUGCAAGCGCUAAAAAGAAAAAGAAAGUGGAAGAAAAGAAAAAAAAGAAAAAGGAGAAAAUGAAAGCUGAAGGUAAAAUAAAUAUAGAUGAUUUCUAUAGUAAAGGUUUGGAGUUUAGACUCUGGGUAACAGAAGAGAAAAAGAAAUAUGUUGAUGAACUUGAAACAUCGAAAGCUAAAGUUUUAUUUAAGAAAUUUGUGAAGAAAUGGAAUAAAGGAAGACUCCCCAAGAAAUAUUAUGAAGGCCUUGAUGCUUCAGAUGUCGCAGCGUCUUCUAGAACUAAGUACAGAUGGAAGUUUUCUGAUACAGAACAGUCUAAGAUUCGUACUGUAAGAGGGAGGAUAAAGAGUUGGACAUCAGGAUCAAAUGUCUCAAUGCACGAUAAUGAUGGAUUCUCUACAUUUGGUAAAAGUAGCAGCAGUAGUGAUGAUCAGUUCAACAAACGACCUGCAUUGUCAACAGGGACAUUUGUUAAGCCGAUGCAAGGUCCAUCAGUGCCAAGUUCACAGAGUAAACCAGUACAAGGGCCUAUGUUACCUCCUACGGCAUUGAAACCAGUACAAGGGCCGGCUCUACCAAGUGAUUAUAAACCAAUUGUGGGACCAGUACUUCCUCCUUCUAAAUCACAAUAUGAAAUAGAAGCAGAAAGAGAAGCCAGUAGAAAAAUGCUGCAGAAAGAAAGGAAGCAAUUCAAAGAUCACGACAAAAUGGUUAUGGAUGAGCUUGCACCAAAAGCAACUGGAUAUGAGGCUAAGGUUGAAAAGAGAAUUGCUAGAUCAUAUGAGAGAAAAAGUAGAGAACACAGUCCUGAAAUGAAAGAGUCUUAUAUUAUUGGAGGGGAUGAUAAUUUUCAAGCAAAGUUACAGAAAAGAAAAAGACAAAUGGAAGAAAAAAGGCUAAUACGCCAGCAAGCUGAUAGUGAGAAAGUCACUGAAUAUCGUGCCAAGGAGAAAGCAAAAAUGGAAUCUCUUCUUCAACUUGCGAAAGCAAACAGAAGUGAAAACUCGUUAUGGAAACCAUAAAUGUAUAAUAAUAUUUUCCUCUACCACACUACCUCAUCACAAUGACAAUAUUUGAUACCAAUGUAUCUUUCAGUAAAAAUAUGUAAAGCGAAGUCGAAACAUAAAUCCCAUCAAUAUUGAAAGGAUU
Messenger RNA from Saccoglossus kowalevskii, 1582 nucleotides. RefSeq lists its product as uncharacterized. Lineage: Eukaryota; Metazoa; Hemichordata; Enteropneusta; Harrimaniidae. The record is from RefSeq and is a predicted model, not a curated record.